AUGUCACAGGAUACAUCCGGUGACCUGGUGGGACUGGACACCCUGGUAGCCAACACAGCCUACCUGAGGGCUCAGAAUGUAGACCACAAUGAGCUGAAGAAGCAAAGACUCUCCCUGACGCUGCCGAAACCGAAGAAGUCCUCUGCUCAACAGCUGGUUGGGGGGUAUAAGUACGAGUCCCUGUGCGAGCGGCAGCCUAUUGGGAGGAAGCUGUUCCAGCAGUUCCUCCUGGCGUCUGACCUGCAGUAUGUGGCAGCCGCUGAGUUCCUGGAAGACCUGAACAGGUGGAGCCUUGCCGAAGGUGAAACCAGAGAGAAAGCAAAACAGACAAUCCUCACUAAGUUCUGUCGGCCUGAAUCCAGGAGUUUUCUCUCCUACCUCACAGGAGAGGAGGCUGAGAAAUGCAGGAAUUUAUCAGCGAAGAACUUUGAUGAGGUGACAAUGGACCAGAUAAAAGAAGCCACAAGGGACUUUCUGAGGGGGAAACCUUUCUCCGAGUAUCUAAAAAGCCCCAUUUUCUACAGGUUCUUGCAGUGGAAGGAGUUUGAGAAGCAGAAGAUCACCAGCAAAUACUUUUAUGAGUUUAGGACUUUGGGGAAAGGUGGCUUUGGCGAGGUGUGUGCCGUGCAGGUGAAAUACACAGGCCAGAUGUAUGCCUGCAAGAAGCUAGAUAAGAAGUGCUUGAAGAAAAAAGCUGGUGAGAGGUUCGCCCUUCUGGAGAAGAAGAUCCUGGAGAUGGUCGACAGCCUCUUCAUUGUAAACCUGGCUUACGCUUACGACAACAGUACCCACCUGUGCCUGAUCAUGGACCUCAUGACUGGAGGCGAUCUCAAGUUCCAUAUCUACGAGCUUGGGGAGCGGGGUAUACGCAUGGAGCGUGUUGUUCACUACAUGGCCCAGAUAACCUCGGGGAUAAAUCACCUGCACUCCAUGGACAUUGUGUACCGGGAUAUGAAGCCUGAGAACGUGCUGCUGGAUGCUAAAGGACAGUGUCGGCUGUCAGACCUCGGAUUAGCUGUGGAGCUGCCAAAGGGCAAAACGAUCUGUCAGAAGGCUGGUACGACGGGCUACAUGGCCCCUGAGAUUCUGAGGCAGGAGGGCUAUGGCGCGUGUGUGGACUGGUGGGCUCUGGGCUGCAGCAUGUACGAGAUGCUGGCCGCCCGUUUGCCUUUUAAAGACUUCAGAGAAAAGGUGCAGAUAGAGGAGGUGACCCGUCGCACUCUGGAUGACGACAUCAAGUUUGAACACAGACGCUUUGACGCUCCCAGCAAAGACAUCAUCCGCUGCUUCCUCAGGAAAAAGGCGCAGUAUCGCCUCGGGUUCCGCGAUGACCCACGAAAUCACGUGUUUUUCAAGAACAUUAAUUUCCACCGUCUGGAGGCCGGGCUGGUGGAGGCCCCCUGGGUGCCAAAAUCCAACGUGGUGUACGCCAACAACAUGGACCGGUUCAGAGACACCUCAGGGGAUGAGAACAUUACGUUUGAUGCCAAAGAUGAGAAAUUGUUCAAGGAGUUCAGCACGGGCGCAGUCUCCAUCAAGUGGCAGAAGGAGAUGAUCGACAGCGGAGUGUUCGACGAGCUGAACGACUCCAGUCAGAACGGCUUUGAGAAUACAUGGACGUCCAAGCUGUGCGCCAUUUUGUAAGCGUGUUAUCUCCUCAUCAAUACGUGCAACUAGGAAAACUUUUUUUCCUUUUUGAGCACUUGAAAAUACCCAGAAGUCCUUUAACUUAAAUGUCCAGUGAGAAGGAUUUAGUGGCAUCUAGUGACUGCAAGUGACUGAAUAGCCCCUGGUGGCUGCAUGAGGACAAAGGCCCCUCUCUAGAGGCAGUGUUUGGUUUGUCCUUUCUGGGCUACUGUAGAAACAUGGUGGAGGAGCCACUUCCGCAGUAGAUAUAAAAUGCUCCUGCUAAGAUAAUGAAAUACAAUUCUUAGUUUCAAGUCAUCAUACAAUACACACAUAAUAAAUCCGUAAUUAUGAAUAUUUUAUUCCCUACUUUUCCCUAAAUCCUACACACUGGACCUUUAAUAUAUUUAAAGUGCCUGGUA
Messenger RNA from Acanthopagrus latus (yellowfin seabream), 2048 nucleotides. RefSeq names its product G protein-coupled receptor kinase 7b (gene grk7b). Gene Ontology annotation, biological process: regulation of signal transduction; protein phosphorylation; signal transduction. Gene Ontology annotation, molecular function: ATP binding; rhodopsin kinase activity. The transcript has 4 exons. Lineage: Eukaryota; Metazoa; Chordata; Actinopteri; Spariformes; Sparidae. The coding region runs from base 1 to 1644 and encodes 547 amino acids. The record is from RefSeq and is a predicted model, not a curated record. Gene Ontology annotation, cellular component: cytoplasm.